GCGGCUGCCUUCCGCUUCUGGGCUGUAGGAUUGACACACAAUGAGGAGCGGAGGCAGGGGAGACGCUCUCAAAACGCCGCUGUAAAUAAAUACAACAUUCACUGAGGCCGGAGAAACAUGGAGAACCAGUGCACAGUGCAGGUAAAGCUGGAGUUGGGUCACAGAGCCCAGCUAAGGAAGAAAGUGACAUCAGAGGGUUUCACCCACGACUGGAUGGUGUUCGUCCGAGGACCAGAAACUGGCGACAUCCAACAUUUUGUAGAGAAGGUUGUCUUCCGCCUGCAUGAGAGCUUCCCAAAACCCAAGAGAGUAUGCAAGGAGCCUCCAUACAAAGUGGAGGAGUCGGGCUACGCAGGCUUCCUCAUGCCUAUUGAAGUUUACUUCAAGAACAAGGAGGAGCCAAAGAAGGUGUUUUUCAACUAUGAUCUAUUCCUUAACUUAGAAGGGAAUCCCCCAGUCAACCACCUGCGCUGUGAGAAGCUCACCUUCAACAACCCCACCAAAGAAUUCAGGAGAAAGCUGAUCAAAGCUGGAGGGGUGCUAGUGGUUCCAGAGGGGGCUGAAGCUGUGUCUCGACCCAGUCCAGAUUACCCAAUGCUCCCCACCAUCCCCCUCUCUGCCUUCUCAGACCCCAAGAAGACCAAGACCUCUCAUGUGUCAAAGGAGCCCAGCAAAGAAGGAAGUGGUGGAAGCAAAGGACCGAAACCGCAUAAACUGACCAAGGAACAUCGCGAACGCCCCAGAAAAGACUCUGAGAGCAAAGCCACAACAAAAGGAGACAACGACAGAGAUGGAAGCAGCAAGAGUGGCCGGGAUCCUUCGUCUUCCUCGUCCUCAUCUUCAAAAAAGCCGCCAGAGAUCAAAGUGAAAGAUGAAGUUAAGGUCCUACCCAAGGCUGCAUUCAAGGAGCCUAAGCUCACCCUGAAGGAGUCAAAGAUGGAGGGCAUGUCCCCUAAAGGAGGGGGGGCUGGGAGUGGAGGGGGAGGAGGUGGGGGAGGGUCGGCAGAUUCCAAAGCUCCGGGUAAACGACCCUCUGCCGUGGAAUCUCCCAAACCCAGUGCAAAAAAGCAGAAGAAGGCCAGCUCAGAGGGGCCAAAGGGGCCGACCAGUGGAGCCUUCACAGGAACGUCUCCUCGUGUCUCCUCAUCUGCAGCCAGCCAGCCCUAUCCCGACAAGAAAUCCUCCAAGGAAAAGGGUCGGGGGCCCAAAGGAAAAAACGACACACAGGAGCUGAAGGAGCCCAAGAAACUUCCAGAGUCUGAAGAGUCCAAUUCAGAAGAUGAGGCAUCUUCAAAGUCAGAGCAGUCGGCACCUUCCAGUCCUUCCAACUCCAGUUCCAGUUCUGACUCCAGUUCAGAUUCAGACUUUGAGCCAGGACAGAAACAAGGACAAGGACCCCUACGAUCCAUGGUGGAGGAGAUCCAGUCAGAAGAGUCAGAUGAUGAUGACAGCAGCUCAGAGGAGGAAACACCCAUCAAAACAAAUCCCCCCAAUCGCGACUCUAGACUCAGCCUGGACAGCGAGAGUGACAGCAGUGAUGGCUCGCACCGCCCCAGUCGAGACCCCGCCCCGCCCCCACAAAAACACAGCUCCUCCAAUAACAAAGUAUCAGGCAGAAAGAGUCCAGAUUCCUCGUUUCGUUCAGAGAAGGUGUUGAAGAAGGGAUACGACAAGGUAGGAAGGGCCUACACGGAAGAACUGGUGGACCUGCAUCGCAGACUGAUGGCUUUAAGAGAGCGUAAUGUCCUACAGCAGAUUGUUAACCUGAUUGAGGAGACGGGGCACUUUAACGUGACCAACACCACCUUUGACUUUGACCUCUUUUCACUGGACGAGUCCACUGUCCGCAAACUACAGAGCUACCUGGAGGCGACGGCCACGUGACAGGAAGUGGAAAGCGGCGUGUGGAUUGCAGCGGCGGCGGAAGUACGCGUGCCAUCGCCUCUUCUCUGUUAAGGAGGUGACGAGCAGUUACAUCUGUCGCAGCCGUUUCCCAGGUCUGACUGAAACAUUGAACAACUACCACACAAGCAGAAACACACGGUCAAACACAAGCACAUAUGAAGACACCACCACCACCACCGCCGCCCUCACAUGACUCUGGGAAGGAAACGGUAGGAGGAGGCUGAGGUGUAGAAGGAGGAGCUGAUCUCCAUCUACAGUCAGAAUUUUCAUCGCACAUCUCUUUUUUUUUUUUUUUUUGGAGUCUGUGCAGAGCUGUGGAACCCACACCCACUUCACCCUCCUGCACACAUAUUGCUCCCACCUCCGCAAACCCAACACUUCCCCUCCUCUUCCUCCUUCUCACACGCACAUUUCUUACUCGGCAGAACACUCCAGUUCCCCUACCCCUGCUGUGAGCUGGAGCUCAUUUCUCUCCUGACUUUUGAGGCCUGUUUGUGUGCGUGUGUGCGUGUGUGCGUGUGUGCGUGUGUGUGUGCGCGCGCAUGCGCCCAUGUGAGCACUGCUGAGGUUAAAGAGGAGAUGUUAUGUUUGUGGUUACUGACUUCGCUUUGUUCGUGACGCUUGAGGACAAACAGCUGGUUUCCUUCCUGCCCCGAACACACACACAUAUAGAUGCAUUCAGGUAACACUUUACUUUAACCCCCUCCACAAAACUACAGUAUUUAUUGGCACUGCAUUAAAAUCUAAUCAUUGUUUUAAUGGUUUGCAGCACACUUAAAUGUAGUCGUAACAGAAUGGAAUAUUAGUGCACUGUGUUGGCCUGAAAAAUAAGACAACCCUGAUUCACCACACGUAAAAACCGUGGAACCUUAAUUUUGUGUGUCUUGGCUGCUGGACAGAUUACUUAAUACUCUUCUUGCGUUAAUCUCUGCAGGGAAGGCUCAUUCUCACUCAUGAUGAAUUAAUUUCUCCACCUUUCUAAAAUGGCCCUCGGGGACGGAGAGUCUAACUGAACACUAUUUGUUCACUUACUCUUAAAAGACACGAUGAACACACCUGAAGUCUGUUGCGGUUCCAGUGACAAUACUUAAUGCUGCAAACAACCCAUAAUCCAUCAUUCUGUGGGAGCUCAUAUAACAACAGUUCUCUCUGUCAGGUUCUUGAGUAAAGGUGAACCCCCCACACACAUACAUUUAAAGCAUGUUUUAUUUCUGCCUAUUUCAUUAGGGAUGCAUGAUGUUGGACUUUUGCCGAUAUCCAUUAUGCCAGUAUAGUGCUUGGGCUGAUGACAUACAAUACAUAUAUUUUUCCCUGCACUGGACUGCACAGGUCAUUUAGACUCUUGUGUAGUUAAAUUAAAAUAUCUUUACAUACAAGUUUUUACCAAUAACCGCUGAUACCAAUGUCGGCCCUACUUGACACUGAGGAUGCUGGAAGUAGAUUAUCCGAGUAGCUGCUUGUUAUCUUUUCUCUUGGUCGUUCUACAGUAAACAGUUGUCCUUAUGUAAAUUCUAUACUUGCUGAGAAAUACUGUAGGUUAAUAAACAGAUGUCCUUAUUGCCACCAACAACUACAUUAUAGUGUGUUUGUUAUGCUCAGUGGUAGAAGGGGGUUAAAGGAAAGUGGUAGUUGGAUCCAUGCCCGUCUGUCUCCCUGGGCCUUUUUUUUUUUUAUGUAAAACUGUACACAAAGACGUUGUGUGUGUGUGUGAGAGAGAGAUAGAGACUAUUUUUCAGGUGAAGUUUGUCUGUCUGAACAUCUGUAAACGUAUGUUCUCUUGAGUUUCCCUCUCUACUUCCUCACACUGAAAGCUGAGCCUUGGCCUCCUACCAACGGCAUCCCCACCCACCUCUUCUUUCCACUGAAGCUCUCUCUCACUCCAUCCCUCCUCUUCACCCUCCACCUCUUCCUCCUCUUCUUCCCAUAUUGGCGUGCAUGAAAGGGCUCGACUGCUCACAGCCAGAGCAGUGGAGUAUCACUCCUGAAUUGCCUUCUAAGUGGUGCGUAGGGUUUAAUGAAAAAGCCGUGAAAAAGUAGCCAUACUCUUCUCCCAGAAUCCAAAAAAUAAGAAGAAUAACAUAGGGGCCACGCUUUUUUAACAUUUUAUUUUUCUACAAGUGCAUUUUGUGUAUUUAUUCCCUGACUGCGGUUAAGAUAACCUGUGAGCUAUGAAUGUAUACCGCUUUUACUUUUGUACGGCCAGUAGCAGCAGCAGCAGCAGCCCCUCUCUAGUGCCUUCUUCUGCGACCUGCAGUGUGAGGGGGUGGUGUGCGCUCUUUAGCCAUGGUCACACAGAAAGAAAUCAACCCCACCCCCUUCAAAAUAACCCAAAACAAGUGUAAGUGGGAUGCCUGAAUAUCCAGUGUUGUCUUAAAGGCUUUCAUCCCUGCUUCUUCUUCUCCUCCUCCUCCAGUGUCUUUAUAGUUUUAUCAGUGAUUAUUUCUGUCAAUCAAGCCCUCUGGAAAUUUUACGAUGAUUUUUUUUUUUCUUUCACGGUGGACAUGUUUUUAUGUACUUGCUUCCUGAGAUUAGAUUCAGUGUUACUAAGGUGACUGUGGUUGUUGUGUACAUUGAUUAGCUCUAGUAACAGUUGCAUUCAGCUGUGUUGAGUGUUCGGAGUGGUGUUUGAUUAGGGUUGGGAUAUUUGCAGAAAAAAAAAAAAAAGAAAAGUGGAGCAUUUGAUACCAAGUUAGCAGCACUUGAGCAGAAUCUACAAAAAACAGAAAUAUAAGCUAAGCGAAGCACUCCUCCUGUUUUUGGUAUUUGUCAGGGGCCUGUGUCAUGAUGCAGGAUUAGUGGUGGAGUAGAAAAGAAGAGUUAAACCAGGCUGACUGGUCUCAUGAAGCUGGCUUACUUUCACCGAGUCGUAUCACUAAGCUCAGAGAGAGGUCGACUAAUAAUGAGGACACAUGCACACACUGGUACAGACUACUGAAGAUCACAUGUUUAACAAAUGUUUGUAGCCAAACCAGUUAUCCUCUUUUGUUUGUUACUGUAUCAGACACAAGAGCAGAGUAUAACUUCUGGGGUGGAUUUUAAUUUAAAGUGAAAGUCUGAGCUGUUUGGUGGUGGUUAAAUUUCAUCUACUUUUUUUUUUUUUUUUUUAAACUUAAAGACUGGUAUCUAUAUACUAUAUGUGCAGUGUGUUAAUAUUGACCAGUGCUGAACUGGCCAUUUACUAAAUAUUACUAAACACUAGUAUUUCUCACACAACAGAGAGGAGCGCUAUUUAUUAACAAUCCAAAUGCAAAUAAUGAAAGCUAGUUUGAAUAUUUAUUCACAAUUUAUGAGUUUUUACUUUUUGUAGCAUAAAAGAACACAUUGAUUAAUCGAAAAAGUGAUUGACGGGCUAACUGCAAGUGGAAAUAUUAGAUUUUUAAAUUGUUUGCAAUGUUUGUGUCCGUCUGGCAGAGCUUCAACAUUUAUUCAAUUAACAGAUCAGCUGAUUAUAUGGCAACUUGUUUAUAAUUAAUCUGGUAAAAUUUUCUCCAAUGACUGUUAGAGACGAGCAUGACGAAGACACAGCUCAGGAUUCUCUAAAAUUUUAGACAACUUUCCUUUUUUCCACUAUUUUUGAAAAAACAAAAUGUUAAUUUGCUCAAAUAAUAUAAUAAGUCAAUCCAUCUAUCAAUCAAUGGAUGAAUUUUUCCACCAGAAACCUAAAAAUAUUAAUCUUACAGGGGAAACAGAAUUGACGUAGUAGCAGAUUAUUUCAGGAAGAUUCAUUGAUAAUUUAUCAAAUUAGUUGUUACUUAAUGUUCAUUCAACUUAUAGUUUCAGCUAAACUAUACUUUAUCACACUUGGCAUUUCAUAGCUUAUGAUUGUUUGAGAUUUAUCUUUUCCACUAUUCUUACAAUAUUUUCUUCUGUAACUGUGUAAGACUGAAUCACCGUUUUCUGCUCAAAUUACUUGUAAUCGGAGAAGAAUGACUCUGCUCUUGGUCUGUUGUUUGUUCUUAGUGUUUUAGGGCAGUUCAUAUCCACAAUGUUACUAUUUCUAUUUCUCUUUCUGUCCUGGAUCCAUCAGUGUGCUGUGCAGUGCCUUCUUGUUAAACUUGUUUAAUGUUAAGGGAGGCCAGAAACCAGCUUUGUGAGACUGGAAUUCAGGAUUACCAGUGUUGGGCUCAAAGCUUAAAGAGUCAAGUUAACUUGCUUCAGGAUUCAGGCCCCUGGUGUGUUAGUUCCUGUGGCCCCUUUUACACACACAGACACACAUUAUACCAAACCACUGUGUUGCAGACCUUCAGUGAAUAAUUCCCUCCCUGCCUUCCUCCCCUCCUCUUCAGGUUUUUUUUCUUUGUAGCUGACAGUGUUUUUAUUCUGACUCUUUGAUAGCUUUAAUUCUUUGCUCUCUCUCUCUCUCUCUCUCUCUCCUGCUGUUGCCUGCCCCAGCUCAGCGACAUGUAACACACUCCCUCUGCCAUUACUGUAAAACGCUGCCUGAGCAUGGAAAACAUGUCUCAAACAUUUUUUUUUCUUUUUUAAACUGGAUCUCUGCCGCCUUAUGUGCUCUGCAGUAAACCCUCUCUCGCACUCUCUCUCCCCCCCCUCCCCACCAUCCUCUUACUCACUUCUUUACCCUUCAUCCUCUCAAGUUGUGCCUCUGGCAACAGGACUUCAGGCCGUGAUUACUGACUAUUAACUUUGCAACUGUGUGAGUGACGUCUGACUGUGAGUGUGCUUGUUAGCGAAAGGAGGGAAACGGAAAAGUACUUCUCUUCCUGUCGCCGUCUAUGUGCAUCGAUGUGGGAACUUUUAAGUCCUAGUUCAUGAACUCUGACCAUUGACCAGGCACUCAUUCAAUCCCUUGUGAUGGCGGAGAGGGGGGAGUUAAAUGGGGACUGGAGAAGACCCGCUGUCUACCCAGUCAAUGUUUUAUUUAUGGACCUCUGCACUUUUGGCUGUGAUGACUUCAGUACUUAACGUAGUUACCUGAACUGUAUUUGUAAGGAUUUUAUACAAUAUUUACAUGCAAUACAAUAUGAAUUUUUCCUUUGCCAACUUUUUUUUAAUUAUUAUUUUUAAUUUAAUUGUCUUUAUUUUGACGUGUUUGGUCACUAUUAUUCACAAACAAACAUGUCCGUUGAAUUUUUUUUAGGCAUCAAAUCUUGUUCUGGGGGAUGUUUUUCCCUGUGUGUGUUUAGUGUAUCAUGAUGCUGAUGACAGCUAAAAACCAAGAAGCAGGUGUUUGUCGGAUGAGCUAAACUUUAUCACUGUCUGCUUCCAGUAAUGAAAAUAACUGGACCAGAACAAGGCCGUGAGCAGCCCAAGCUGCGGCUCAGGAAACUGAGCUAAAUAAAACACUUAUUUUCUGUGUCAUGUCCAGUUCUGACACAGUGAUGUCAGUUUUAAUUAUUUUUUUUAUUUUUUUUUUUUCGGUACCCAAACGGUCAUCUUCACAUAAUGUUAUUGUUGUGAUAAUGUUAAAAGCCUGAAGAAACACAACUGUUGAGCUUUGGGGAGCUUGUUUUGAAGCCAUUCAUAUAUUUUUUUCUUGUAGACAUCAUGUGACUCACAUUUGGAGCAGGUUCACAACUUGAAUCCACACGGAACUGAAAGCCGAAGAAGUCAUGUCACGUCA
Molecule: messenger RNA, 7486 nt
Organism: Solea solea (common sole)
Lineage: Eukaryota; Metazoa; Chordata; Actinopteri; Pleuronectiformes; Soleidae
Gene: mllt1a
Product: MLLT1 super elongation complex subunit a
Exons: 12
Coding region: 118-1884 (588 amino acids)
Biological process (GO): regulation of DNA-templated transcription
Cellular component (GO): super elongation complex
Source: RefSeq, a predicted model, not a curated record